CGCGGCUGCUGUGGCGGCGGCGGCAGGGCCUGAGGUGGGAGGUUGCAGUAAAAUUCAGAGACUCUGUUGACAACUUUCUGCCACCAUGGGGGAGCUUUUCCGCAGUGAGGAGAUGACUCUGGCUCAGUUAUUUCUACAGUCAGAAGCUGCUUAUUGUUGCGUCAGUGAAUUAGGAGAACUCGGGAAGGUUCAGUUUCGUGAUUUAAAUCCAGAUGUGAAUGUUUUCCAACGGAAAUUUGUGAAUGAAGUUAGAAGAUGUGAAGAAAUGGAUCGAAAACUUCGAUUUGUUGAAAAAGAGAUAAGGAAAGCUAACAUUCCCAUUAUGGACACUGGUGAAAACCCAGAGGUACCCUUCCCUCGGGACAUGAUUGAUUUAGAGGCCAAUUUUGAGAAGAUUGAAAAUGAACUGAAGGAAAUCAAUACAAACCAGGAAGCUCUGAAGAGAAACUUCCUGGAACUGACUGAAUUAAAAUUUAUACUUCGCAAAACUCAGCAGUUUUUUGAUGAGGCUGAAUUGCAUCAUCAGCAGAUGGCGGAUCCAGACCUGUUGGAAGAGUCCUCAUCCCUCUUGGAGCCAAGUGAGAUGGGAAGAGGCACGCCCUUAAGACUUGGCUUCGUGGCUGGCGUGAUUAACCGGGAGCGCAUCCCUACUUUUGAACGCAUGCUUUGGCGCGUGUGCCGAGGGAAUGUGUUCCUGCGACAGGCUGAAAUCGAGAACCCCCUGGAGGAUCCUGUGACUGGUGACUACGUGCACAAGUCUGUGUUUAUCAUUUUCUUCCAAGGUGAUCAGCUGAAAAACAGAGUCAAGAAAAUCUGUGAAGGGUUCCGAGCCUCACUCUAUCCCUGCCCUGAGACACCACAAGAAAGGAAAGAGAUGGCUUCUGGAGUCAAUACCAGGAUUGAUGAUCUCCAAAUGGUUCUGAAUCAAACAGAAGAUCACCGCCAGAGGGUUCUGCAGGCAGCUGCUAAGAAUAUUCGAGUCUGGUUCAUCAAGGUGCGGAAGAUGAAGGCUAUCUACCACACCCUGAACCUAUGCAACAUAGAUGUGACUCAGAAGUGCCUGAUUGCAGAAGUCUGGUGUCCUGUCACUGACCUUGACUCCAUCCAGUUUGCACUCAGAAGGGGCACGGAACACAGUGGUUCCACUGUACCCUCCAUACUGAACAGGAUGCAGACAAAUCAGACUCCUCCAACCUAUAAUAAAACCAACAAGUUCACAUAUGGCUUUCAGAACAUAGUAGAUGCUUAUGGAAUUGGGACUUACCGAGAAAUAAAUCCAGCUCCAUAUACCAUCAUCACUUUCCCCUUUCUCUUUGCUGUGAUGUUUGGAGACUUUGGCCAUGGCAUUUUGAUGACCCUUUUUGCUGUGUGGAUGGUGUUAAGGGAGAGCCGGAUCCUCUCCCAAAAGAACGAAAAUGAGAUGUUUAGUACUGUGUUCAGUGGUCGAUAUAUCAUCCUGUUGAUGGGCAUAUUCUCCAUCUACACUGGCCUCAUCUACAACGACUGUUUUUCCAAAUCUCUUAAUAUCUUUGGGUCAUCUUGGAGUGUACGGCCGAUGUUCACUAUAUAUAAUUGGACGGAGGACACACUUCGGGGAAAUCCUGUUCUCCAGUUGAAUCCAACUGUCCGUGGAGUUUUUGGUGGACCAUACCCAUUUGGCAUCGAUCCGAUCUGGAACAUUGCAACCAACAAACUGACCUUCCUCAACUCCUUUAAGAUGAAAAUGUCUGUUAUUCUUGGUAUUGUCCAUAUGAUGUUUGGAGUCAGCUUGAGCCUUUUCAACCAUAUCUAUUUCAAGAAGCCCCUGAACAUCUACUUUGGAUUCAUCCCUGAAAUAAUCUUCAUGUCCUCUUUGUUUGGCUACUUGGUUAUCCUUAUUUUUUACAAGUGGACAGCCUAUGAUGCUCAUUCAUCUGAGAAUGCACCAAGCCUUCUGAUCCAUUUCAUAAACAUGUUCCUCUUUUCCUACCCAGAAUCAGGUUUUCCAAUGCUGUAUUCUGGACAGAAAGGAAUUCAGUGUUUCCUGGUAGUGGUGGCCCUACUAUGUGUACCUUGGAUGCUGUUGUGUAAGCCACUGAUCCUUCGUCAUCAGUAUCUGAGGAGGAAGCAUUUGGGAACUCUCAACUUUGGUGGGAUCAGGGUGGGCAACGGACCAACAGAGGAGGAUGCUGAGAUAAUUCAGCAUGACCAGCUCUCCACCCAUUCAGAGGACGCGGAAGAGUUUGACUUUGGGGACACCAUGGUCCACCAGGCCAUCCACACCAUUGAGUACUGCCUGGGUUGCAUCUCCAACACCGCAUCCUACCUGCGGCUCUGGGCCCUCAGCCUUGCUCAUGCACAGCUGUCUGAAGUGCUUUGGACCAUGGUGAUCCACAUUGGCUUGAGUGUGAAGAGCUUGGCAGGAAGCUUGGCCCUGUUCUUCAUCUUCGCCGCCUUUGCCACCCUGACUGUGGCCAUCCUGCUGAUCAUGGAGGGCCUCUCGGCCUUCCUCCACGCACUGCGGUUGCACUGGGUCGAGUUCCAGAAUAAAUUCUACAGUGGGACCGGUUUCAAGUUCCUGCCCUUCUCCUUCGAGCACAUUCGGGAAGGGAAGUUUGAUGAGUGAGCCCCCGGGAGGGGCAUCUGCCCCAGGUACCCUCUCUCCACCGUGACUAGCUGUGUUCCCUUUUGCCUGUUGUGAUCCCUGGGCACCAGGGCCCUGUGUCACCCUUACUAUCCCUGCCCCAGCUGUGAGUCAUUUAGCUAGAGCUGGCCUUUCCUGGGCCUCUCACCACCCCCAGAUUUGUAUGUCGUGUACAGAUUUCCUAGAGAGAAGCUGGUUCUGGCUGUCAUGACCACUGGGCAUCAGCCUUGUCCUCCUAGCUUCCAUCCAGCCACAGCUCUUCGCCCUCCGGUGGCCAGCCAGUCUGGGUCCACUUGGGUGUGCAGAGCCCUCUAGGCUGCUGGAUGAAGGAAGUAACCAUGUGUUCAUAUUGACCCACCCCUGCUCCUGCUAUAGGAGUUACUGUAAGCCAGUGGAGCAGAGCAUGGCAAGUUCUCUGCUAGAAGACAAUGCUCUUUACCAGGUCCCAAUCAGGUUAGCAAGGGUGGUCCAGGAAGAUGGUGUUUUUGUGCUGUUCCCCAGACAUGCCCCACUCCCAUGCGUGUUAAUCAGGAAUUGAGCUGGCCCCAUCAGGACCAGCAUGAGUUGGCCUCUCCCUUAGGAUCCUCGGAUUCCCCAAACCAACUUCCUAACCAUCCCUACAUACCCCCCUCCUCCUCUUCCUCUCCUCUCCCACCUCUCCUUAUUCAGCACAGUGUAGCCCAGCUGGGAGCACACAGGACAGAGGUCCUAGAUAGCUUGCCAGCAUAUAACUUCCCUUCCUUGGAUGCUGCCCAGAGGGCACCAGGGCCCUGCCCAGCAGGGCAGAGGGUUCAGAUUGACUUUCCUGGUGGAGCCCCUGAGGCGUUCCCCAUCUCUGAUCAGGAAUUUUGAGUGCAGGGUUGGAGUCAUCAAGGCUGGUUCUGCUGGCAGGCCUGCCUUAGUCUGCCCACCAGUCCCCCUUCCCACUCCCACAUUGAGUCCUGCUCUCCCAAAUGGCGUCUGGGCAGGGAAGAUCAGCGUUACAUACAGUUUGGUUACUGAAGGUGUCUAGCAGGACCGCCAGUGCCUAUGCGGUGAGCCCUGCUGCACAGCCCUGCCAAGGGACCACGCCAGCACCCCACAUCCCAGUCUGUGGCUGUGGAUCUUAAUCAUGUGCUGCUGCAGCGGCACUGACUGCUCCAGCUAAAUCAUCUGCACUUCCUCCCCUGGAAAGGACUCCACCGGCCCGUAAUCUCCUCCCACCCAGCUGCUGUUCCUGAGUGAGCUACUGAGCUGCCCAGUACUCUGCCAGGCUGAGAUAAGGCACUGGCCCAGCUUCACCAGGCACUGGCUCACUGGGAGCUAACCCAGACCUUGUACAGAGUCCUCUCCCCUCUGGUGCCUGGUUUGCGUGGUGCCCUUUGCUCUGUUUACAGUGUGCUUUUCAGUGGAGUUCUUUGUCAGGGUCUUGCCCAGACCUUUUGUUAAUACCUUCCCAUGCUGAAUAAAGUGUGCUUGACUCCUCCCGA
Dipodomys spectabilis (banner-tailed kangaroo rat) is the source of this 4092-nucleotide messenger RNA. It is a transcript of the gene Atp6v0a1, whose product is annotated as ATPase H+ transporting V0 subunit a1. The coding region runs from base 86 to 2605 and encodes 839 amino acids. NCBI's taxonomy places the organism in Eukaryota, Metazoa, Chordata, Mammalia, Rodentia, Heteromyidae. The transcript is spliced from 21 exons. Gene Ontology annotation, molecular function: proton-transporting ATPase activity, rotational mechanism; ATPase binding. The record is from RefSeq and is a predicted model, not a curated record. Gene Ontology annotation, cellular component: vacuolar proton-transporting V-type ATPase complex; vacuolar proton-transporting V-type ATPase, V0 domain; plasma membrane. Gene Ontology annotation, biological process: proton transmembrane transport; vacuolar acidification.